AUCUCUCCAUUAGCUACCCAACAAAUUCAACUCUCCCAAAUGGAGUUGCAGCAGCAGCACCAUAUCCUGCCCCUUGUUGCCCUCCUGAUUGCCACAUUCUUCUUCGUUGGCGCACCGUCUCUUGCACAGGAUGCCACGCCCAGCCUCCACCCGGUCGUUCUGGUGCCGGGCAACACCUGCGGCCAGCUUGACGCGCGGCUCACCGACGAGUACGAGCCUCCGACCCCUGCCUGCGGCAUACCCAAGCAGGGGCGCGGGUGGUUCCGGCUGUGGGAGAACUUCACGGCGCUGCAGGAGGACCCCUCCCUCCUGCCGUGCUACGCCGACCAGCUCCGGCUGGUGUACGACCCCGUCGCCGGCGACUACCGCAACUUGCCUGGCGUCAAGACUCGCGUCGUGGCCUUUGGCACCACCCGCAGCUUUCGCUUCGACGAUCCUGCCCGGAAGAACGUCUGCAUGGAAGGGCUCGUCGAUGCACUGGAAGGGGUCGGCUAUGUGGAGGGAGCCAACCUGUUCGGCGCCCCGUACGACUUUCGGUAUGCGCCGGCCGCUGCCGGCUUGUCGUCGGAGGUGUUCUCCGACUUCAGCUCAAGCCUGAAGCUCCUCGUCGAGCGCGCGAGCGAAAGGAACGGGAACAAGCCGGUCAUCCUCGUGACGCACAGCAUGGGCGGCCUGUUCACCAUGGUGUUCCUCGACCGGAGCCCGCUGGCAUGGCGCAGGAGGUACGUCAAGCACUUGGUCAUGCUCUGCCUCGGCGUCGGCGGCUCGCCGUUGAACAUGUGGCCCCUCGCCUUCGACACGCUCAGCCCUCCGUCGUUGCCGGGCACCGUGCUGACGUACGGGAACAGGAGCUUCGCCAGCAUGUUCUCCCUCCUGCCGUCCCCGAAGGUGUACGGCGACACGCCGCUGGUGAUCACCGGAGCCAAGAACUACUCGGCCGACAACAUGGUCGAGUACCUUGCGGCGGUUGGUCUCUCCGAGGAACAGGUGGCGCUCUACCGAACAAGGGCGCUGCCGCUGACACUGAACCUCAGGGCGCCGCUCGUGCCGAUGACGAGUAUCAAUGGCAUUGGUGUGCCGACGAUUGAUAGGUUGGUGUUCUUGGAUGGUAACUUCACUGCCAAGCCUGAACUGGUGAAUGGGGAUGGCGAUGGGCAGAUCAACUUGCAGACCGUGUUGGCAUUGGAAAGGUUGGUUGGGGGUGACCCGGAUCAGCCUUACUUCAAGUCGAUUUUGAUCCCCAACACAACGCACAAGGGUAUGAUCUCGGAUGAACUUGCGCUCAAGCGUGUGGUCAGCGAGAUUCUUGGAGCAAAUUGAGCCACCUCUUGACAUGGAAUAUUAAUCUAUAUCUAUAUCUAUACCUAUAUAUUAUUAAAGUGAGGAAGAAUUCUGUCCACUUUU
Molecule: messenger RNA, 1404 nt
Organism: Setaria italica (foxtail millet)
Lineage: Eukaryota; Viridiplantae; Streptophyta; Magnoliopsida; Poales; Poaceae
Product: lecithin-cholesterol acyltransferase-like 1
Exons: 2
Coding region: 40-1320 (426 amino acids)
Biological process (GO): lipid metabolic process
Source: RefSeq, a predicted model, not a curated record